Haliotis rufescens (red abalone) is the source of this 381-nucleotide messenger RNA. RefSeq names its product myelin transcription factor 1-like. The transcript is spliced from 2 exons. Bases 1 to 381 code for a protein of 126 amino acids. The record is from RefSeq and is a predicted model, not a curated record. NCBI's taxonomy places the organism in Eukaryota, Metazoa, Mollusca, Gastropoda, Lepetellida, Haliotidae.
AUGCGAGAAAGGCAGGGAGUCCGGCUUGGUCUGCGGGGGGCAGGUAACGUGAGACAUCACCCCACAAAGACUGUGAUCAGUAUCUACACGCCUUCUGUCCACAAGAUGGACGGACAACAGACUCUCUGGAUGACCAGCGGGCACGGCAAUCAGGAACUUAAAGUGGUCAGCCAAUGUAUAGAAGUUACGAAGGCGUCCACCUGGGUGUUGUCCGUGUGUUGGAAGAAGAAAAAGAAGGAGGGAGAAGAAGAGGAAGGAGAAAAAGAGGGAGAAGAUAAAGCAGAAGAGGAGGAAGGAGAAGAAGACGAAGUAGAGGAAAAGGAAGAGGAGGAGGAGGAAGAAGAGGAAGAGGAUUGGGAAGAAGAGGAAAUAGAACAAUAA